AUCUUUUUAAGCUCGGCGUCGGGCCCUGCAAGUAUAUUAAACUAAGCAACCGUUUGUUGUUGGCUUCCUGUCUGCUUUAUUCAGACACAUUUAAUCAUAAAGGGCUUCUUAGUACAUCGAUUAAAACUGGGAUAGAAUUUCUUAAUGACAUUCUUCAAUUCUUAAAUGUUUUCUUAAACUGAACUUUGGCGGGAUUGCAGUUUUGUAUUAAAUGAUCGCGAGUAAUGAAGAUGCAAUAAUCAGAAAAGGAGAUAAUUUCCGGAAACCCAAGGAAACUGCAGUCAGUGGUGAGAAAUGCUACAGGACAGAAAUACUAUCUGGGGGUCGGACGAGCCCAGCAGAGGCUACCGCAGACGCCACUUCACUGAAACCCGCGGCCGGGAGGCAGUUUACAAGCCGCACAUACGGCACAUGCAGCCAAACUACACCGAGGCCGAUUGGCGCAUCAUCCGUCUGACUUGCAGAUGCGACCUUGACUGGAAGUCCCGUCUCCGCCGGCUGCCGCAGCCCCGCUACGGCGACGCUCCGUUUCCCCACAUCAAAGCCAUUAAAUUCCCCGAAGAGAUCAGGCUGCUGAGGUCUUUUCCUAACGCCAAUAUGGUCUCCGGUUCCGAAUGGACUUUCUACCCCAACCUCGGCCACGCCGCCGCCUUCCAUGUGGGUAAGCGCUGCCUGUUUGAUGGGACGCAGCACCGCAGAAGCAUGAGGAGCAGCUCCCACACCAGCCUGGAGUCGGUGUUAGGCCAGAAGAAGCGGGUCAGGUCCAGCAGGCACCCAGAUGAAGCUGCAAAGCCAUAUCUGAACCCCGAAUACACUACCGACUUCCACAAAUACGGUACUACGCUCCCAGCUAUAGGUUUCGGGUCCUCCGCUACCCUGAAGGCCGACACCUUCGUUGCUCUGUCUCCUCCACUGGCCCCAGCAUGUAUGUGUUAUGGGGAGAAGGAGAAGAUUAAACAGCGAGAGGCGCAUAUCCUGGAAGUGAAGCAACUAAGCGAAUGGAAUCCAGCAGCAUCCGUCUUUGACUUGUGAUAAAACGUAGCAACUCUGGCAUGGCAAGAGGACUCUAUGGCAGGCAGACAAAGGCACAGCGUGUGUGUGAUUUUAGGACAUAGCAAACGUAUAAAAAUAAAUGUUUAUAUGUGUGUGAUCCUUAUGUGAAAAUUUCGAGUUGAAUGAUUGACAUCUUACUAUCCAAGAGAUGAUGUGGGUGGUAAGUCUGUAAAAGGGAAAGAAUUGCGUGUUUUACAGAAACUAGCAUAGUGCUUUUCAUAAAUGAGACUUACUUUAUAUGACAGCGAAGUGAAAAAACACCGUUAGCCAGUGAACCACCAUGCUGCUCUGCAGGCUGAACAGCAACCCAAAAUUUGCCUUAAUUGAUCAUAACAAGCAUAAAUAGCAAAAUGAAUGUGUGAUGUUUUCAUGUGUCUUCUAACUGCUUACCCAGUUCUGGCACUUGGGGGGCCCGGGACCCCUCCCAGCAAGGCAGAGGAACACCUUAAAUGGUAUGCCAGUCCAUUGCAGGGCACAUGCACACAUUAUGGGCAAUUUUAGAGACACCAUUUCAGUAAACGGCAUGUCUUCAGAUUUUGGGAAAAUAUCGAGAGGAAACAGGAGGAGAGCCUGCACUCCUGGGCAAAAAAUGAGCCAAAUACAAAUUGCACAACAAUAAGCUAUGGCCCAUUUUUUUGCCCAGAAGUGUACAGACUCCACACCCAUGUGCAGCAUUUUAGCCCCCAAGGUAUGGGACAACCAAAUAAAAUGGAAGAAAUCAUCA
Paramormyrops kingsleyae is the source of this 1777-nucleotide messenger RNA. RefSeq names its product spermatogenesis-associated serine-rich protein 1. Lineage: Eukaryota; Metazoa; Chordata; Actinopteri; Osteoglossiformes; Mormyridae. The record is from RefSeq and is a predicted model, not a curated record.